Sorghum bicolor (sorghum) is the source of this 2857-nucleotide messenger RNA. RefSeq names its product CSC1-like protein ERD4. Gene Ontology annotation, molecular function: calcium-activated cation channel activity. Gene Ontology annotation, cellular component: plasma membrane. The transcript has 6 exons. The coding region runs from base 255 to 2453 and encodes 732 amino acids. The record is from RefSeq and is a predicted model, not a curated record. Lineage: Eukaryota; Viridiplantae; Streptophyta; Magnoliopsida; Poales; Poaceae.
GAUUUGGCCACCCUCGGGCGUCGGCUCACCACCACGGCACCACAAGCAUCCAAUGCCUUCCCUCCCCGCCUCCCUCCCUUCUUAAUCCCCACCCUAAUGCCCCUCACUAACCACUCCCGCCACCACUAAACCACCUUCCCCAACCCCGCCGGCCGCUUACCACAGCCUCCGGAGCUUAUUAAAGCCCGGAGUGCCCCCGGCCAGCCGCGUGCCUCAACCUCAAGGAACAGGAGCAAGGGCACGGUGCCGCCGGGAUGGACCUCGCGUCGUUCAUCACGUCCGUGCUGACGUCGUUCGUCAUCUUCGUGGCGCUGGUGCUGGUGUUCACCUGGCUGUCGCGCCGCCCCGGGAACGCGCCCGUGUACUACCCCAACCUCCUCCUCCGCGGGGUCGACCCGUGGGAGGGCCGCGGGCGCGGCACGCGGAGCCCCGUCGGGUGGAUCCGCGACGCCAUCUCCGCGUCGGAGCCUGACGUCGUCGCCGCCGGCGGGGUCGACGCCGCCGUCUACCUCGUCUUCCUCUCCUCUGUGCUGUCGAUCUUGGUGUACUCUGGGAUUGUGCUGCUUCCAGUUCUCCUCCCAGUUGCUGCAACUGGUGGUGCCCUAGUUGGCAUCCCUCCCAAUCCCAACAAUUCAUCUGAAUCGACUCAGGACUUCUCGGCGAUUGAAAGGCUAGGAGUGGGCAAUGUUCCUGAAGGAAGUAUGAGGCUGUGGGCAUUUCUUUUGUCAGUCUAUUGGGUUUCCUUUGUCACCUAUUUCGUCCUAUGGAAAUCCUACAAGCAUGUGUCAAAUUUGAGAGCUACUGCAAGGUCAACACCAGAUGUUAAACCAGAGGAGUUUGCGGUGUUGGUGAGAGAUAUCCCUAGAUCAUCUCCAGAUGAAACUAUAAAAGACUUUGUUGACUCAUAUUUCCGAGCACUUCACCCAAAUACUUUCUACAGAUCAAUGGUUGUGACAGAUCACACAAAGGCUGAUAAAAUAUACCAAGAGAUCGAAGGUCACAAGCAGAAAAUUGCUCGUGCUGAAGCCAUAUAUGCAAACUCAAAAACUGAAAGUAAUCCUGAGGGCACAAAGCCUACUCAUAGGACUGGAUUCCUUGGUCUUAUUGGUAAAAAGGUUGACACAAUUGAAUACUGUAGUGAGCAGAUUAAGGAAUUACUGCCGAAACUGGAGGCUGAACAGAAGACUACCCUUCAUGAGAAACAGCAGCGGGCUGCCAUUGUCAUCUUCAAUAGUAGAUCUGCCGCAGCUUCUGCAUCUCAGACUCUCCAUGCUCAGGUGUAUGAUAAAUGGACAGUUAUGGAAGCUCCUGAACCAUGUCAGAUACUAUGGCCCAACCUUCCGAGGAAUCUAUAUGAGAGGCAAAUCAGACAGUCAGUGGUCUAUGCUAUUGUCUUUCUGGUUGUUGUUUUCUAUAUGGUUCCUAUUGCUGCUAUCUCUGCUGUUACAACUCUGGAAAACCUGGAGAAGAAGCUGCCCUUCCUGAAGGUAGUGGUGGAAAAACCAGCAAUCAAGACGGUCUUGGAGGCUUACCUUCCCCAGAUUGUGCUCAUUGUGUUUCUGGCUUUGCUACCUACUCUUCUUAUGUUUCUCUCAAAACAAGAGGGGAUCCCUUCGCAGAGCCAUGCAGUCAGGGCAGCAUCAGGAAAAUAUUUCUAUUUCAUUGUUUUCAAUGUCUUCCUUGGUUAUACACUCGGAAGCACAUUGUUCAAGUCUUUGACAACCAUUAUCGAUCACCCUGCUGGGAUUGUGACUAUGCUUGCCAAUAGCCUGCCUGGAAGUGCAACGUUCUUCCUCACAUUUGUUGCGCUGAAAUUCUUUGUUGGCUAUGGGCUUGAGCUCUCUCGCUUGGUUCCCCUCAUCAUUUUCCAUCUGAAAAGGAAGUACCUAUGCAAGACGGAGGAGGAUGUGAAAGCAGCAUGGGCUCCAGGAGAUCUGGGAUAUAACACCAGGGUCCCAAAUGACAUGCUCAUUGCAACAGUUGUUCUGUGCUACUCAGUCAUUGCACCUUUGAUUAUACCAUUCGGUGUUGCAUACUUUGCCCUUGGGUGGCUUAUAGCAAAAAAUCAGAUUCUGAGAGUUUAUGUUCCGAGCUACGAGAGCUACGGACGAAUGUGGCCACACAUGCACACGAGGAUCAUCACAGCUCUGAUGGUUUACCAGACUACCAUGAUCGGCUUCAUCCCCCUGAAAAAGUUUUACUAUGUACCUGUUCUUGUGCCCCUGCUUCCAAUAAGCAUCAUCUUCGCCUAUGUCUGCCAUAUGCGCUUUUACCCAGCAUUUGCCAAGACUCCUCUGGAGGUGGUGGCACAGCACGACCUGAAGGAAACUCCAAACAUGGAAACCAUCUAUACCUCAUACAUACCUCCGUGCUUGAAGCCUGAAAAACUUGAAGAUUUGGACGCAUUUGAGGAUGCUCAGUCACACAAAACCUCCAGAGCCCCAUCUGUUUAGCUGUGCAAUCUAGACUGUCGGAAAAGACCGAAGAAAUUCUGCACACCUGUCGUCAAGUACUCAAGUUCAUGCAGGAUUUCUGGUGAAUUUCCAUGCUUCCACGUGAACCCUCUGAACCUGAGUUUCAGGAUAGGAAUCUGAUGUGAAAUGUACAUAUGCUCGAGCUAUUUGUCUGCUGAACAUGUGUGGACUUGUAGGUUCUGGUAGCUGCUGUGGAUAUUAGCGGGUUCUAAGUUUGUCUUCGUUUCUAUCCAUGCGCGUGUGUUUACUGUAGACUAUGCUGUGUUGUUGUGUAGGAUAACUGUGAAUCGGUUUGCCUGAUGCUCUGUGAUUCCAUUUAACAGAACUGCUCAUAUAUUAUUGUAAGCUGUUGAUGAAGUUCAUACUUUCGAGUGGGCUGUCUA